This is a messenger RNA of Symbiodinium necroappetens, 174 nucleotides long. Lineage: Eukaryota; Dinophyceae; Suessiales; Symbiodiniaceae. The record is from the annotation of a GenBank genome assembly.
GAACGCACUCUUGGAGAGACGUUGUCGUUCCUUCUGGUCGCGGCGGUGACAUGCACGGUGCUUGAGCAUCUGAACUCAAAAUUGCCCUCCUGCAUCCGACUUCCCAUCUCCGUUGUCCUCUUCGUGGCGGGACUACUCAUAGGAAUACUGGUGAUGGACUUCUUGGCCGAGAGA